This is a messenger RNA of Pocillopora meandrina, 933 nucleotides long. NCBI's taxonomy places the organism in Eukaryota, Metazoa, Cnidaria, Anthozoa, Scleractinia, Pocilloporidae. The record is from the annotation of a GenBank genome assembly.
AUGUCUGAUCCCAGGAGUUCAAAGGAAGACAAUUUCUUCAUCUCUCAAGCCAUCCUAAGCAUCGUGUUCUCCACGUCAGCUCUCCUCUCAAAUGUGUUCUUAAUGAUCACCGUAUGUCGAAAUACAAACUUGAAUCAGAGGAUUUGGCAAACGCAUGCGACUUACUUCGUGGUAAACCUGAGCAUCUGCGAUCUUCUGGCCGGUCUUGUUCCCGGAUACGGAGGCCUCUUCUACAAUAUCUCUAUUUUGAGAGGCCAGACGCGAGAAAGCCUCGUUGGUCUCCAAAUUUUAAUAGUUGUUGCUGCUGUCAUGACAAAUAUCGUCUCAUCAUGUACCAUAGUUUUAAUGUCUUAUGAUCGUUGGUUAGCAGUUUCGUCUCCUCUGCAUUACAAAGCUCGGGUGACCAAAGCGAGGAUAAAAGCAGUUCUAGCUUCUACCUGGAUUUAUUCCUUGAUAUUCUCUAGUCUUCCAGUUAUGGGAGUGGCAUUAUCUCUGUUCUCUCUCCUUUACUGCCACCUUCACGUCUCGGUUCCCCUAAUAAUCUUGCCGGUGUUAUAUUGGAAAACAUUGCGAGCUCUUCGCCAUCACAACAAUCAAGUGCAAGAUGUAGCAGAUGAUAAUGGAAGGCAGAAAAUGGACACGGCCCACAGGAAUAGAGAACACAAAAUGGUGUCGGCAUUUCUCUUGAUUCUUGUUUUCUUUUACCUAUCUUUCGGCCCACAGUUUAUCGCUCAAAAUGUUCUUGUUUUUUGCCCAGAUGCCAUAAGUCAAGAAAGUUUUCGUUUUUUCUUGUACGCGUCUAACAAGUUCCUUUUGAUAAAUUGUUGUUUAAACCCCUUCAUCUACGCGUGGAGAAUUCCGACCUACAGGAGAGCUUUCAGGGAGAUUUUUAGUGACUGUGUUCGGCUUCCGAGAAACAGUGUCUCACAGUAA